GCGGUAGGGUGCUGCGCGGGCCAUGGUGCAGUUGCGGCCGCGCGCGUCCCGCAUCCCGGCGUCGGCGAUGGUGGACGAGGGUCAUCCCGCCUCCGAGGAGGAGGAGGCGGCGGCGGAGCACGGCCUGUUGCUCGCGCAGCCCAGCAGCGGCGCGGCCGCGGAGCCGCUGGAGGACGACAACGAGGAAGGGGACGACGGGUUCGACGACGAGGCUCCGGAGGAGCUGACUUUCGCCAGCGCGCAGGCGGAAGCACGAGAGGAGGAGCGGCGGGUGCGGGAGGCGGUGCGCAGGGACAAAACACUCCUGAAGGAGAAGCGGAAGCGGCGCGAGGAGCUUUUCAUCGAACAGAAGAAAAGAAAACUCCUUCCAGAGAACAUUCUAGAGAAGUUAACUACAGCGGGACAGAUUGACAUAAAGAAAUCAUCAGGAAAGUUGAAAGAAGCGAAUUUGCAGAAGAAAAAUGAAGACUGUGAUAAAGGAAGUGAUUCCAAGAAAGCUAAAUUCCAGAAAGUACAGUCUGUCGGCCAGAAUAAAAGCUACUUGGCUCUAAGGUUAAAAGAUCAAGAUCUGAGAGAUGCAAGGCAGCAAGCAGCGAAAGCCUUUAUACAGAACUCCUUAUAUGGCCCGGGGACCAACAGAACUACUGUAAAUAAGUUCCUGUCUCUGGAAAACAAGAGGUUACCGGUGAAAAAGGCUGCAGCCCAGUUUCUGAAUAAUACUUGGGGAACUCAGAAAAAACAAAAUGCCAAGAGGUUUAAAAGACGGUGGAUGGUCAGAAAGAUGAAAACUAAGAAGUGAAUCAAAUGAAGUAAAUGAAGAGUGAGACCUUCAACUUAAUAAGCCUGUCAUGAAUUUUGCGGGAAUCAUGAACCGAAGUUUAAGUACUGGGCACAGCCGAGCAUAGCUACUCUGAAGACACGGAUCCUGCAGGGCGGCCCUACAAAAUGUCACAUUUAAUAACUGUG
Messenger RNA from Hyaena hyaena (striped hyena), 966 nucleotides. RefSeq names its product nucleolar protein 7 (gene NOL7). The coding region runs from base 23 to 799 and encodes 258 amino acids. The record is from RefSeq and is a predicted model, not a curated record. The transcript has 9 exons. Gene Ontology annotation, molecular function: RNA binding. NCBI's taxonomy places the organism in Eukaryota, Metazoa, Chordata, Mammalia, Carnivora, Hyaenidae. Gene Ontology annotation, cellular component: nucleus.